Molecule: messenger RNA, 3033 nt
Organism: Adineta steineri
Lineage: Eukaryota; Metazoa; Rotifera; Eurotatoria; Adinetida; Adinetidae
Source: the annotation of a GenBank genome assembly
AUGGAUAAUCAACAAUCUCGAAAGACUGAAGCUUUUAAUUUAUCAUUACAAGGUACUUCAAUUCAACCAGGAAGUUCACCUUUACGUCCAUUAAGCGCAAGAACGAAUUCUCAAUCGAAACAACCGCUAACACCUUCAAGAGGAGGUAGUGCAAAAGAACGUAAAGCAAGUAUGAGUACAAGUAUCAAUUUAAGUAGUGCUAGAGAAAGACGACUGAGUAAUAGUAGUCAACGAUCUCUUGUAACUAAAUCACCACCACCAUCACCUGUUGAUAAAAAAUCAAUACCAUCAUCAACAUCCUCGAGUGUUUUUCGUGUUUUAAGUCCACGUCAUCAGCAUCAUGAUGCUGAUGGAUUCUUUACUUAUCAAAGUCAACAGAAAUCUUUUCAAGAAAAAUCUGUUGAUGAUAAUGAAUGGGAUGAAACACGUCGUUGGGCUGAUGAACUUCAUCAGUUAAAUUCACCAUUUACUCCCGAACAACAAACUCAAGGUGUAGGACCACUAGGCAUGUCACGAGAUAGUCUUAAUGGAACUGUAACAGGCACUAAUCUAUUUCAAACAAUUGCUCAGCAACAAGAACAACCUUUACCAGCUCUAGAAUCGGUUGAUAUUGAACAAUUGACAUUAACAGAAAUUGAAUUAGAUGCUGCGAAAUCUCCAAUAAUUAUUCAACAAUCAUAUCGACAAACUCAUAUAGAAUUUGAACAAGAAAAACCUUUCGAAAACGAACAAAUACGAAUACCAUCAGCUAGAGAAACUUCCCAACAAGAGAAUAAUAUUCAUCAUAGAUUAAAUAAUAGUCGACCAACAUCAGCUAGUAGUACAGCAAGACAAAGAAGGACACCUAUACCAUCACCAGUUCCACCAUCUUUGCAUUUUGAUGACAAAAUAAGAUCAGUUAGUUCAGUUACAACAUCUUCAUCUACAUCAACAGUAACAUCAAAAGUAACCUUGGAUGAUGUAUAUGAACAAUUAAAAAAAUUAGAAGAAAUCGAACAAUUUCCUAUACAAACUCCAUUGAAAGAUGAUACAGUUUAUCUUAUUGAUCCAAGUGCAUCCAUACCACCACCAUUUAUUGAUGAAUUACCACUUCAAACUUCAAAUCUAGAUGAAACUAAUCCAUAUGAUCAAAUUGUUGCAAGUGUUCGAUCACAAAAAUCAACUGGACGUCGUCCACCAUCGCCUAGAACAAAUCGUCUUCCAACUCCGCCUCAAUCAUCUCAACGACAACAACAACCAGUUAAAUUAAUACAAUCGGUUUCUAUUCCUCAUCAUCGAACAUCAUCAUUAAUCGAUCAACAAACAAAAAUAACAACACCAUAUAAAUCAUUGAUGAAUCCUGUUUAUCCACGGACUCCUCGAGAACAUGAACUGAGAAAUAGUACUCGAACAAUUCAUACGAGUAGAGAUAAACCAUUUCAAUCAAGAUUUGAUAAUGAAGAAAAUCAACGACAACCAUUUAUUGUUCAAUAUCAUCCAAAUCAACAACAUGAAUUAAAUGAUUAUUAUCGAAAAGAAACUGAACGAGAUUUUGAACAUCACUUGCAAGCACAAAAAGAUGAAUAUGAAACGAUUAUUCAACGUCAUUUAAAAUUUAUUGAUCAGUUAAUUGGUGAUAAAAAACGAUUAUCUGAACGAUGUGAACAUUUAAUAUCCGAAUUAAAAAUAAUCGAUAGAAAAUGUAAUGAUCGAAUUCGUGCUGUUGAAGAAUCUCAACGAAAUGAUUUACAAAAAUUAAAAGAUGUUCAUGAUGCAGCUGAGAAAUUACGACGUGAACAUUGGAUAGAAGAAAAAACAAAGAAAAUAAAAGAAUUAACUGUACGUGGUUUAGAACCUGAAAUUCAAAAAUUAAUUAGUAGACAUAAAAAUGAAUUAGCAAAAGUGAAAGUUGUUCAUGAAGCGGAAUUAUUAGCGGCUGAUGAACGUGCUUCACAACGUUAUAUUCGUAUGGUAGAAGAAUUACGUGAUCAAUUAGAACGUGAAAAAGAUGUAGCUAUUGCUCAUGAACGUGAAUUAGCAAGAGAUAAAUAUGAAAAAGUUUUACAUGAUGAAGAAAAAUUAUUAAAUGAACAAAAACGUCGACUUUAUACGGAAAUUGAAGACGAAAAAAAUCGACAAGCUGAUUCAGCAACAAAACAACGUGCUGAUCUUGACAAACUUCGACGAGAUAUAGAAGCAAAUCAUCGAAAUGUUGUUGAAACAACAAAACAUGAAUAUGAAAAGACACGUUUAGAACAAGAACGUCGUUAUACAAAUGAAAUACAAGAAUUAAAAGAAAAAUUAACAUUAGAUAGACAAAAUUGGGAAGAAAACUAUAUGAAAAAACAAGAAACUUUAUUAGCUAAUAAAGAACGUGAAUUACGCGAACAAAUGAAACAUGAAAGAGAUAGAGAAAUUGAAAAAAUUAUUUCACAAUUUGAAUCUGAUACAACAUCAACAAAAGAAGAAACAGAACGUACAGCUGAAAAUCGUGUCAAACGUAUUCGAGAUAAAUAUGAACAAGAAUUUCGUGAAUUAGAAAAUUCAGAAAAACAAACAAAAGAACGUUUUAAUCAAAUCAAAGCACAAAUGACAGAAGUUCAAGGAGAUAAUGAACGAUUACAAGUACUUCUUAAACAAAAAGAAUUAGAAAUAAAUGAUAUUAAAAAGAUUACUGAAAGUUUACAACAAGAACGUGAACGUUUAUCGGAUAUAAUUCGACAAGAAUUUGCUGAUCGACUUGUUUUAACAGAAGAUGAAAAUCGUCGAAUAAAAGGUGAAAUUGCAGAAUUACGUGCUAGACAACAAUUAGAAUUAGAAAAGAAAAAAGAUGAAUUAGAAACAUUACAACGACGACAAGAAAAAGAACUUGAAACUAUACAUGAAAAAAUUAAAGAAGCAAUUACUAAAAAAGAUGAACAAGUACAUACGUUACGUGUUCAAUACGAAACUGCAGUUAAACGAACUGAACAUCUUGAAGGAUUAUUAACACAACAGCGAAAAUUAAUAUCAACAGUACCUUCAAGUGGCAGUCAUGCUUCGAAAAAAAACUAA